This is a messenger RNA of Pocillopora verrucosa, 693 nucleotides long. The record is from RefSeq and is a predicted model, not a curated record. Lineage: Eukaryota; Metazoa; Cnidaria; Anthozoa; Scleractinia; Pocilloporidae.
AUGACAAGUCGCCCUGGGUCAAUGAGAAAUCUCGGAAUUGUGCACAUUGUAUUUGGCAUUCUUCUGACAAUUUUUGGAAUUGCAGAGUUUCAGGUUACCUCCAAAACGAAUGUUUUUUUGAGAUACUUUCUUUCGAAAGGCGAAACUUACUACUUUGGGGUAUGGAUCGGAAUUUGGAUGCUAGUCACUGGAAUUGUGGGUGUUUUUGCAAGUCGGAAGGACCACAAAAUCUGUAUUGGUACUUUUAUCUUCCUGUCCAUCGUCUCCUCUCUGUUUGGUGUGAUGAUAAUAGUCGCCUACGGGACAUACCUAUCACUGAUCUGGAUCGUCGCCAUUUUGUUCCCUUUACCAGUUGCCAUCGCCGGAGCCAUAGCAGUUCUUGGUCUUAUUGAGUUUAUCGUUGGAUUAUGGGCAGCAAUUCACAGUUGCCUCACUUUUGUGGAUGGGACACCAUUCGUGGGGGAAGCGGUGCGGGGUCAACAGCUGCAGUUUAACGACAACCCUGCGGUCGACAAAGCUAAGGGGAGCGAAGGAGUUUUCGUAUCUAUUCCAUUUAAAGAGGAACUCGAAAGAACCACUGAUGUUGGAACAUUUUCACCAGGGGUUCAGGAGCAGCGGCCUCAAACGUUCCCUCUACGUAUCAUUGGAAAUACCCAGGUCCACCCUGAAACGGUUGACCCAAUCCAUGGCUAA